Molecule: messenger RNA, 1560 nt
Organism: Penicillium concentricum
Lineage: Eukaryota; Fungi; Ascomycota; Eurotiomycetes; Eurotiales; Aspergillaceae
Product: cytochrome P450
Exons: 5
Coding region: 1-1560 (519 amino acids)
Molecular function (GO): heme binding; oxidoreductase activity, acting on paired donors, with incorporation or reduction of molecular oxygen; iron ion binding
Source: RefSeq, a predicted model, not a curated record
AUGGCCAUCAUCUCAGAAGCAUUGAUCUCACUCUGGUCACAUCUACCAGCCAUCCUUGUCAGCCUUGCUUUAUUUCACUUCACUCGCAAUUACCUCAGAGCAGGGGCAGGAUCAAUCCCCGGACCAUUACUAGCUAAGAUAACGAACCUUUGGAGGUUCAUCGAUGUCGCCAACGGUCGUGCAGAAGUGACGCUUUACAGCCUCCACCAAAAGCACGGAGACUAUGUUCGACUAGGACCCAACGUGGUCAGUGUGCGGAAUUUGGAUGCGUUGAAAACUAUAUAUGGCAUCAAUAAGGGAUAUCAAAAGACAAAUUUCUAUUGCGUCCAGCAGCAGCUUGCCAAAGGCAGACCGACACCUACACUAUUUACUACAACUGAUGAAGCUUUCCAUGCUGCUAUUAAAAGGCCUAUCUCGUCAGCUUACUCAAUGAGUACUCUGACCGAAUUCGAGCCUUUUGUCGAUAAGACAAUUCAUACUUUGUUUGGGAGAUUGGAUGAGUUUGUGGCUGAAGCAAAAGUAUGUGAUAUUGCUGCUUGGCUACAAUACUAUGCCUUUGAUGUCAUUGGAGAAUUGACAUUCAGUAAACCACUGGGGUUCCUCGAGAAAGGGACUGAUAUCGACGGAAUCAUCGUCGCAUUGGAGCAUAUGCUUGACUAUGCCGGGAAGAUUGGGCAGAUGCCAUGGCUUGACUACCUUUUCAUCAAGAAUCCUCUCAGGAGUUUUUUCAAAGGGGGUUCGACCGGAGCUGUGGCUCGCUUUGCUUGCGCAAGAAUAGACGAGCGGCUGAACCAGAAAGGCACCUUACCAGCGGUCAACACACAAAAGGACUUUCUCGAUCGCUUUCUGGAAGCAAAAAAGGAGCACCCAACUAUUGUAAACGAUAACCAAGUCUUUUCCUAUACGAUCAGCAAUAUGAAUGCUGGCUCCGACACAACUGCAAUUUCUCUCCGAGCAAUACUCUAUUACACCCUUAAGAACUCCCGAGCAAGUAUGAAACUGCACCAAGAGCUCACCGUCGCCCUUGAAGAAAACCGCAUCUCUUUACCUGUCUCGUGGAAGCAAAGUCAAGAGCAACUCCCUUAUCUCGACGCGGUGAUUAAAGAAGCACUACGCCUUCACCCGGCUGUAGGAUUGAUGCUUGAGCGAAUUGUGCCCGCCGAGGGACUGCAGCUUCCCGAUGGUCCAUUUCUACCGGCUGGGACGAUAGUUGGUGCUAAUCCGUGGAUAAUCCACCGUCACCAGGUCUUUGGGGAGGAUGUGGAGUCAUUUGUUCCGGAACGGUGGCUCAAGAUGGAUACGGAGUCUGAAACCAAUUUCCAGGACAGAAAGCAGAAGAUGCUUCGUGCGACAUUCACUUUCGGGGCUGGGCCAAGGACUUGCAUUGGGAAGAAUAUCAGUCUGCUUGAGAUUUAUAAGUUGAUUCCAUCGCUAUUUCUAAGAUACAAGAUUGAAUUAAACGAUCCUAGCGCAGAAUGGGAGAUUGUCAAUGCGUGGUUUGUGAGGCAAAAGAACAUGGAUGUGAGGUUGGUCCAUAACGGCGAGGCCAUAGGAUCAUAA